This is a messenger RNA of Paramisgurnus dabryanus, 4036 nucleotides long. It is a transcript of the gene slco4a1, whose product is annotated as solute carrier organic anion transporter family, member 4A1. Gene Ontology annotation, cellular component: basolateral plasma membrane. NCBI's taxonomy places the organism in Eukaryota, Metazoa, Chordata, Actinopteri, Cypriniformes, Cobitidae. The record is from RefSeq and is a predicted model, not a curated record. Gene Ontology annotation, biological process: transmembrane transport; sodium-independent organic anion transport. Gene Ontology annotation, molecular function: protein binding.
GAUGACAGCAUCGUAAUUCGCGGGCUGAGCAGCAUUAAUAUCAUCAACAUCAUCAUCAUUUUAUUCGUGGAUGUACGGAAGAAAAAACAGCGUGCGUGACCAUGUACACGAGCGUGGAAUGCAGCAAAAUCAGUCUGUCGUGAAUGGAGAAGUCUGAAUAAUCAAAUAGUGAAACCAAUUAAGCUUUACAAGAAGUACACUUUUGGACUUUGGCCAUCCUCAGUAUAAACUGGAAACAUCUUUGGGCAGACAUCUUUUCAACUGUGCACAGCUGGACACAGAAUCAAGCUUUACUGUGUAAAGUAUUUCCUGAUUCAUUUUUACAAGUCCCUAACUGUGCCCCCCUUGGGGCCAUGCCCCACCUGUUGAACAAUGACACUUCCUUUAGCUCCAGACGAGAGCUUCUGGAUUUACAUAACAGCCGCCCGGGACCCAAUCUAGAUACUCCAAGCCCUGUGGAGUCCCAGGGCUCUGGUCCAAGAAGUCCAUUCGAAGAUGCCAGCACCAUAAUCCAAAACACUGGCAAACUCGGCAUUGAUCUCACAGAGCCACCACUUAGAGUAAAGUUUGUCCCCACGGUCACAGAAAAUCUGUGUGGAUGGGGAGCACUGACUCCCCGGUUUAUCCAGACAUUCAAUACUCCACGCUGGGUUCUCUUCUUCCUCUGUGUGGCCUCCUUCCUCCAAGGCAUGAUCAUCAAUGGCUUUAUCAACACUGUCAUCACCUCAAUCGAAAGACGCUUCGACCUGCGCAGCUACCAGGCAGGACUUAUCGCCAGCUCCUACGACAUCGCCGCUUGUGUGUGCCUGACGUUUGUAAGCUACUUUGGUGGUACUGGCCAUAAGCCACGAUGGCUGGGCUGGGGUGUGCUGAUCAUGGCACUGGGGUCACUGGUCUUUGCCCUGCCCCAUUUUACUACGCCGGCGUAUCAGGUGAGAGUUCCGGAGCGCAUGGGACUUUGCUCGGGCAAUCACACGGAGACAUGUGACGACGAGCAAGGCGGGCUCUCGGCUUACCGAUUCGUCUUUAUGCUGGGCCAGUUUCUUCAUGGUGUUGGUGCGACUCCUUUGUACACACUUGGGGUCACAUACUUAGAUGAGAAUGUGAAGUCAAACUACGCACCUGUAUAUAUAGGCAUCUUCUACACGGCUGCCAUUGUGGGACCAGCAGCCGGAUACCUGCUGGGUGGAAUCUUUCUCAACAUGUACACAGAGAUCGACCAGACGACAGAGCUGACUCCUGAGAACCCAAUGUGGGUUGGGGCCUGGUGGAUCGGUUUUCUAGCAGGAGGGGCAGCAGCUCUGCUUAUUGCUCUGCCUAUACUGGGUUACCCACGCCAGUUACCAGGCUCUCAGAGAUAUGUGGCCAUGCGCGUUUCUGAGGCUCACCAGCUGAAAGAUGGCAGCCAGGUCACAGCAUCUGAUCCUCAGUUUGGCAAAACCGUAAAGGACAUGCCCAGAUCCAUGUUGUUUCUUUUAAAGAACCCUACUUUCAUCUUUCUGUGUCUGGCUGGGGCCACAGAGGCAACACUUAUAGCUGGGAUGUCCACAUUUGGCCCCAAAUUUCUUGAAUCUCAGUUUAAUCUCAGCGCAUCAGAGGCAGCGACUUGGUUUGGCUAUAUGGUGGUACCGGCAGGUGGAGGUGGUACAUUUCUUGGUGGAUACAUUGUAAAUAAGCUCAACCUCCGUUGCAGAGGUAUAAUUCGAUUCUGCAUGGUGUGUGCACUGGUCAGCCUGUCUGCUAUCUUCAUCUUUCUCCUACACUGUCCUAAUGUGCCGAUGGCUGGUGUGACGGUCCCUUACAACAGCAACCUAAAAAACCACCACUACAGCGCCCCCUACCUACAGACAGAAAUUCACAACAGCAGCAUCUCAGAGCUGGGCAACCUGACCGUGAGCUGUAACGUGGGAUGUCACUGUGUUAAGGAGCUGUUUAACCCUGUGUGCGGUGCAGAUGGAGUGAUGUAUUUCUCUCCCUGCCACGCUGGCUGCAGCUCCAUCAACCACACAUACAGCGCCAAAGGCAGACAGGUGUAUUCUGGCUGUAGCUGUGUGGCAGGAAAUGUGUCAUGGGAUGAGGUGGGCUUUGCUGAAGAAGGAAAGUGUGUUUCGUCCUGCAAUCACAUGCCAGCCUUCCUCAGCUUCCUCUUUGUCGUCAUCUUCUUCACCUUCCUCUGCAGUAUCCCUGCACUUACUGCCACACUGAGGUGUGUUCCUGACAGUCAAAGAUCAUUUGGACUUGGCAUCCAGUGGAUUGUUGUAAGGACUCUAGGUGGGAUCCCGGGCCCUAUAGCAUUUGGGUCAAUGAUCGACAUCUCCUGCCUCCUGUGGGAGGAGAAGUGUGGGGAAUACGGCUCUUGCUAUUUAUACCACAACUCAUCCAUGAGUCAGUACUCACUCAUCGCUGGCAUUAUAUACAAGGUUUUAGGCUCCCUGUUCUUUCUGCUGGCCGCUGUUCUGUAUAAGCCUCCCCCUGAAUCUCCUCAAACCAGCUGCGAGAGCACAGACACGAGCGGGCAAGACAGAGACCUGCCAAUCAAACACGUUCCCGCCGAGAUCAUCACCAACCCACACGCACAGUUAUGACCACAGAUACACAGCCAAUACACUGCGGUUGUGUCAUACGCACCAAUGCUCUCAUAGAUCUCCUCACCAGCCUGAACUCCCCUUCGACCUGAUUUCAUUCUAGAUAGGAACGUUUGUUACGACUAAAGAGGCCAUCAUAUCCUUCACGUUCAUAUACAUGUUCAGCAUACCAGAGCAUAUGAGUUAUGUAAACAAAACAUUACAGAGACAAACAUAAUCUUAUUGUGAAAAUGCAUCAUUUGUGAGUUUAAUCUGAGAUCAUUUUUAUUGAAAUAAUCAAAAUGGAAAAUGCCAGCAUAUGACUUUAAAUAAGCCAUAUACAGAAAAGAGCACUUAAUAUAUAAAACUCAAUUUCCACAGUACAACAGAACGAAAUUGUGCCUUAAGAGUUUAGCAUCAAUCGGCGCAAUUACAAUUUACAGAUUAAAUUUCACACAUCUUCAUUGUUAAUUAUGUUUAACGUUCAUCUCUUUAAAUUGCACUUUACUGAUGGAAACAAACUUUUCAGCCAUGUACAGUAAUGAAAUAUGUGCCAAGUUUUGUACUCCGUUUCAUACAUUACACCAAUUCUGAUUCACAUUCUGCCACCAUUAAAGUUGCAUAAUUGUUGUAUUUAAAUUGAUUUGACCACAUUUGUGAUCCAGUCUGUCUGGUACAGUCAUUUAUUUACUAUACUGUUUUCUACAUAAAAUCAUACUGCAUAUGCCAAGAACAUUCUGAAAAAAUAUAACCUUGAUAUCUUUAAUAUUGAUUAAGUUCAUGUCAAACAUUGAUAUCAAACUUUGAUGCUCCAAAUCUCAUAAUAAGAUGAGACUUUAGCGUGGAUUUCAAAGGCAGGGUCACAUGUUAUCACAAAAAUGUGCCAAAAUACACCUCACGACAGAGAUGCUUCUUAAUGUCUGAUCACAGAGAUGUAAAUGAGAGAUUAAGAUGGAGCCGUUUUUCAAAAAGCCCUUUAAACACUGCCUCCGUCAAAAAUGAGAUAAUGAUAGUUACCGAAUGCACGUAUUAUACGUUCAUUGAUUCAUUUAGCUUAAAAUCCAUUUAAUCCUGGCCUCAGGCCAUUCAGAAAUAGAGACUGAUAACAGAAAACAUUUCAGACGUACUGAGAAGGUUUUGCAUCUGAGCUCCAUAAAAAGAAACUUGUACUGUAUUUACUGUCCAUGAUGGGACCUUCAUGGAAAGCACUUCACAAUCAGAUUAUACAGAAAAAUAUCCAUUGUGUCUUAAUGAGACAAAAAAAAUGGUUAAAACAUAAUUCAUCCAUGUACAAUUAAUUAAAAUUAAAGAGCACACAACUCUUGACAGUGGUUUGAGCAUAGCACCCUGUUUAAUUUAACCAAUUAAGCUGCUAAAGGCCAAAUAUAUAGAAAGUAUAACUAAUAUCUGCUUCAUAAUUUGCUUUUAUCACAACCUCAGUAAUGAAAUUUUACAAUUGAGGUUUUUAUUUA